Eremothecium cymbalariae DBVPG#7215 is the source of this 288-nucleotide messenger RNA. It is a transcript of the gene MRP10, whose product is annotated as mitochondrial 37S ribosomal protein mS37. Gene Ontology annotation, biological process: mitochondrial translation. Gene Ontology annotation, molecular function: structural constituent of ribosome. NCBI's taxonomy places the organism in Eukaryota, Fungi, Ascomycota, Saccharomycetes, Saccharomycetales, Saccharomycetaceae. Bases 1 to 288 code for a protein of 95 amino acids. Gene Ontology annotation, cellular component: mitochondrial small ribosomal subunit. The record is from RefSeq and is a predicted model, not a curated record. The transcript has a single exon.
AUGUCCAAGAAGACGGCACUCUAUCGGUUGCCACCUUUGCCUAGACUUAAGGUUAAGAAGCCCGUGAUUCAACAAGAGGCAAAUAGAUGUUUGGUUUUAAUGUCAAACCUGCUACAAUGUUGGUCAUCGAAUGGUCAUAUGAGUCCAGCAUGUGUGAAUUUAGCAUCAGAAUUAAAGGCGUGCACAGCUGAAAAUGCAUUUGGCAAAGAUCAAGGUGUGCGGAAAAGUACUAUCAACUAUCACGCUGCCAGGUUGUAUGACAGGGUUGGUGGAAAGCCUCAUGAUUAA